This is a messenger RNA of Anarrhichthys ocellatus (wolf-eel), 860 nucleotides long. Its product is annotated as atrial natriuretic peptide receptor 1-like. The record is from RefSeq and is a predicted model, not a curated record. NCBI's taxonomy places the organism in Eukaryota, Metazoa, Chordata, Actinopteri, Perciformes, Anarhichadidae. The transcript is spliced from 4 exons. Gene Ontology annotation, biological process: receptor guanylyl cyclase signaling pathway; protein phosphorylation; cGMP biosynthetic process. The coding region runs from base 381 to 710 and encodes 109 amino acids. Gene Ontology annotation, cellular component: plasma membrane. Gene Ontology annotation, molecular function: adenylate cyclase activity; guanylate cyclase activity; peptide receptor activity.
GUAUAUAUAUUGCGACGUCUUCGGGCAGUAGAAGCCACACUGUCAAAAUUGAAUGCGAAAUUUUCUAGUUGUGUUAUAAAGCUUCAUGCAGUGUUUUGUCUGAAUUAAACUUCUUGGUUUCCAUUUGAUUAUUCCAUAAUGUCCCAGGACUCUCUCUCUGUCUUUCUCUCUGUUCUCUGUACUGUUUAUCCUUUCCCUCACCCAUCUCUCUGUUUUCUCCCUUCUCUCAACACACACACACAAACAUCGACCCUUCAAACACUAACCCACAUGACACACACACACACACACACCUGUCUUCCUGUCUAUUGAACAGGAAGUUGAAGCUGGAGAGCGAGUUGGCCGCUCAGCUGUGGAGAGUUUCAUGGGACGACGUCCAGAUGAGCAACCUGGAUAAAGUCCUGAGGAGAGCCUGCAGCAGACUCACGAUGUCACUGAAAGGAUCUAACUGCGGCUCUCUGAUUACUAUGGAGGGGAACUUCCAGAUCUACACCAAAACUGGAUACUACAAGGGAAACCUGGCAGCUAUCAAGUAUAUCAACAAGAAACGGAUCGAACUGACCAGGAAGGUCCUGUUUGAACUAAAACAUAUGCGAGAUGUUCAGAAUGAGCACCUGACACGCUUCAUUGGCGCCUGCAUUGAUCCACCAAACAAAUGCAUCAUCACAGAGUAUUGUCCCAGAGGCAGCCUACAGGUACAAUACACCUAACUCUUUACCCCUCGAACAACCCGUCGACGAACCCGUCUACCAACAAUUUAUACCCUUUAUACCCUCUGUCAGCCCUUUAUUCCUCGUUAUACCCCAUGUCAGCCGUUUAUUCCUCGUUGUACCCCUUUGACAGCCAUUUAUUCCUCGUUA